Ochotona curzoniae (black-lipped pika) is the source of this 1356-nucleotide messenger RNA. It is a transcript of the gene STAC, whose product is annotated as SH3 and cysteine rich domain. Bases 145 to 1356 code for a protein of 403 amino acids. The record is from RefSeq and is a predicted model, not a curated record. Gene Ontology annotation, molecular function: transmembrane transporter binding. Lineage: Eukaryota; Metazoa; Chordata; Mammalia; Lagomorpha; Ochotonidae. Gene Ontology annotation, cellular component: extrinsic component of cytoplasmic side of plasma membrane. Gene Ontology annotation, biological process: positive regulation of voltage-gated calcium channel activity; positive regulation of protein localization to plasma membrane; skeletal muscle contraction. The transcript has 11 exons.
CCGGAGGAGGGCACGUCGGCUCUUCGGCGAGGAUGGGAGUCCCCGGCACCCGCUGUUGAGCCAGAGCUCGGCGAACCGGGCGCACUGGAGGAAGGCGAGCUUGCUGUUCCUCCGGGAGCCCAACACCGUUCCCGCGUGGCCAUCAUGAUCCCCCCGAGCGAUGCCCGCGAGGACAGCGUGGACGGGCUGCCCAAGGAGCCUGCGAGCGCACAGCAGCCACCGCCGUCUCCUGCGUCCACCAGCAGCCAGGAAUCCAAGCUCCAGAAACUAAAACGAUCACUUUCUUUCAAGACCAAGAGUUUACGCAGCAAAAGUGCCGACAACUUCUUCCAGCAAACCAACAGCGAUGUGAAGCUGCAGGCGGAUGUGUUGAACGAGGUCAGCCCCAGCUCCAGCCCGCUGCCUGCUCUGGGAAGUCUCUCCUCCCCUCCCACCAGGGCAGGCCUGCACCCAAGCAGCGGAAAGGCCCAUGCCUUCCAGGAGCACAUCUUCAAGAAGCCCACUUUCUGUGAUGUCUGCAACCACAUGAUCGUGGGAACCAAUGCUAAGCAUGGACUACGCUGCAAAGCCUGUAAGAUGAGCAUCCACCACAAGUGCAUGGAUGGCCUGGUACCCCAGCGGUGCAUGGGCAAGCUGCCAAAGGGAUUUCGGCGUUACUACAGCUCCCCAUUGCUCAUCCAAGAGCAGUUUGGAUGCAUUAAAGAAGUUAUGCCCAUUGCCUGUGGCAAUAAGGUGGACCCUGUCUACGAGACCCUCCGCUUUGGCACCUCCCUGGCCCAGAGGAUGAAGAAGGGCAGUUCGGGCAGUGGCUCUGAAUCACCCCACAGAACCUCUACUUCUGACCUCGUGGAGGUUCCUGAAGAGGCUGACGGGCCAGCGUGCGGGUACGACCUGAGACAACGCAGCAACAGUGUGUUUACAUAUCCAGAAAACGGCACCGAUGAUUUCAGAGACCAAGCAAAGAACAUUAACCACCAGGGACCUCUCUCCAAAGACCCAUUACAGAUGAACACCUAUGUUGCCUUGUACAAGUUUGUACCACAGGAGAAUGAAGAUUUGGAAAUGAGGCCAGGAGACAUGAUUACUCUUCUAGAGGAUUCCAAUGAAGAUUGGUGGAAAGGGAAGAUUGAAGAUAGAAUUGGCUUCUUCCCAGCUAACUUUGUUCAGAGAGUACAACAGAAUGAGAAGAUUUUUAGAUGUGUCAGAACAUUCAUCGGGUGUAAGGAACAGGGGCAGAUAACCCUGAAAGAGAAUCAGAUCUGCGUGUCUUCUGAAGAUGAGCAAGAUGGCUUCGUGAGGGUCCUCAGUGGGAAGAAGAGAGGCCUUGUCCCCCUCGAUGUCCUAGAAAACAUCUGA